CGCCAUGGUCACCCACAGCAAGUUUCCCGCCGCCGGGAUGAGCCGCCCACUGGACACCAGCCUGCGCCUCAAGACCUUCAGCUCCAAGAGCGAGUACCAGCUGGUGGUGAACGCAGUGCGCAAGCUGCAGGCGAGCGGCUUCUACUGGAGCGCCGUGACCGGCGGCGAGGCGAACCUGCUGCUGAGCGCCGAGCCCGCCGGCACCUUCCUCAUCCGCGACAGCUCCGAUCAGCGCCACUUCUUCACGCUCAGCGUCAAGACCCAGUCGGGGACCAAGAACCUGCGCAUCCAGUGCGAAGGGGGCAGCUUCUCGCUGCAGAGCGACCCCCGGAGCACGCAGCCCGUGCCCCGCUUCGACUGCGUGCUCAAACUGGUGCACCACUACAUGCCGCCCCCGGGAGCCGCCUCGGCGGCGCCCUCCCCGCCGCCCGAGCCUGCCUCGCCCUCCGCCGAGGUGCCCGAGCAGCCGCAGCCUCCGGCGCAGCCGCCCCCGGGGGGCGCCCCGAGGCGAGCCUAUUACAUCUACUCGGGUGGGGAGAAGAUUCCUCUGGUGCUCAGCCGGCCCUUGUCCUCCAACGUGGCUACCCUCCAGCAUCUCUGUCGGAAGACUGUCAACGGCCAUCUGGACUCCUAUGAGAAGGUCACCCAGCUGCCUGGACCCAUACGGGAGUUCCUGGACCAGUAUGACGCCCCCCUUUAAAGACUACGGACAGGGUCGCGAGGGGGGCCUGGCGUCCCCCGGUUCGGGCACGUGACACAAGCACAAGCAUCUAGCCAGGAGGGGCCCCAGGCUCUUGGAGAUGCGGGUGGACAGGCCCCUCCCUCGCCCCGCCCCGCCCCUGCCUGGGGCUGCGGGACAGGGACUGGGACUGUCGGAAGCCAAGGGGCAGCGCCACCUGCGCUCCCCUCCCCCUUCCAGCUUUUCCGGAGGAGCCGGCUGGCCUGUGGGACAAUAGCUGCGACAAGUGGAUUCUCCUUUCUGACUUCCUCUACACCCCCUCGGGUUCUGACUCCACUCGGGAGCUGAACUGAGAAGGGCCGAGAAGCCUCAAAUUCCCAGAGGAACUUGUUAGCCUUUGGUUUGGUUGAACCCGGAGCAGGUUGUGGAACCUGGGGAAGGAUGCAAGAGAGGGAGCCCGGGGGUUCCCUGGGACUUCCGGCUGGCCAAGGAAAUGGGGUCUCUCUGCAGAAUGCAGGUGAGAAGGGGAGGUGCUUCUCCCUGGCUCCAGGGGGGAGCAGAGCAGCGCAGAUCUCUUUGGUGCCGCGUUCCCGCUCCUCAGGCCGGUCACAGGAACCCAUCCUGGGAGGAGAGCCCCAAGACCCUCCCCCAUUUAAGGGUGAAGUGGCACGGCCUGAGGCUGGCCCUUUCCCAGCCAGGCUGCAAAGGGAGCCGGGAGAGACAGAAAGGGGAGGUGGGGGGGCACUUUCCGCUUGGUCUGACUAGGAGAUUCGCCUUAAAUGCUCCCUGUCCCAUGGAUAGGGAUGGCACCUGGAAGCCACUGCUCCGGGCCAGGGGAGCAGGGGGUGGUCCGCUCCCAAGCACCCCCUGUGGGAAGUGGGUGGAGGGUGGAAUCCGCACCCUCCUCUGGUGGUCCACUCAGUCACCAGGUGUCCCCCCAGGCCCUGCAUAGCCUCUCCUCCAGGGAGAGGCGGGCAGGAAGUCUGCCCUGGCGCCUGCCUUCCCCGUGGCCCCCUCCCUCUGCAAUAGCACUGAUCAAUGAAAUCUGCAGGAAUGUAUCCACCGCGGAAUCACCUGGAACUGGGGCUGUGGUGGGGGCAGAGAAGCAAGAAACAUCUACACACAAAGUGUGUGUCCGCUGUUGAGGCUGGGUGGAGAACAGCUGUGUGUUGGGGUGGUUACAUUGUUUUGGCUUUUUUUUUGUUUUGUUUUUGGUAUUGUUAUUUUGUGUGUAUUUUUGUUUUGGGUUUGUUUUUUUCAAUAAUGUUUACAAUCUGCCUCAAUCACUCUGUCUUUUAUAAAGAUCCCACCUCUAGCCCUCGCCUCCCUACCCCUUCACCCCCCGGCCUUCCAGGCUGUUCGGAGAUGCUUGAACUCAACAAAAUACCGAUCCAAGUCAAACUUUGCACAUAUUUAUAUUUAUAUUCAGAAAAGAAACAUUUCAGUAAUUUAUAAUAAAA
Echinops telfairi (small Madagascar hedgehog) is the source of this 2139-nucleotide messenger RNA. It is a transcript of the gene SOCS3, whose product is annotated as suppressor of cytokine signaling 3. Gene Ontology annotation, molecular function: 1-phosphatidylinositol-3-kinase regulator activity. The transcript has a single exon. The record is from RefSeq and is a predicted model, not a curated record. Lineage: Eukaryota; Metazoa; Chordata; Mammalia; Afrosoricida; Tenrecidae. Gene Ontology annotation, cellular component: phosphatidylinositol 3-kinase complex. Gene Ontology annotation, biological process: phosphatidylinositol phosphate biosynthetic process; intracellular signal transduction. Bases 5 to 700 code for a protein of 231 amino acids.